This is a messenger RNA of Aplosporella prunicola CBS 121167, 1089 nucleotides long. RefSeq lists its product as uncharacterized. Bases 131 to 721 code for a protein of 196 amino acids. The record is from RefSeq and is a predicted model, not a curated record. The transcript has a single exon. Lineage: Eukaryota; Fungi; Ascomycota; Dothideomycetes; Botryosphaeriales; Aplosporellaceae.
GUAGGGGGGGAGAUUGGGUCGGGUUCGGGCUCGGCUGGGUAAGGUUGGGUCGGGCGCUGCUUCCCUCCUCUCUCUCUCUUCUCAGCAAAGGCGGGAAAGCAGAGCAAAGGAAGGGAAAUGGGGGCGAGACAUGGAAUUAUUCGGGGGGCGGGCAGGGAGACUAACUCCAGGCAGGCAGGCAGGCAGGCUCUCAGCGAUGGAAGUGAGGGGCGAGAGGGGGAGGGAGUGUGCGACUAUAUCACACCCUCUCACACGCCCACCGCACAGGCACACGCGCGCGCACUCUCUUUGCCCCCCCGGCGGCUUUUUUUCUGACAGGUGCCACAGCAACGCCCCGGUGUGUCGGGCGCGAGACCCGCCCGCGGAGCACCGCUGCCUCUUCUGGGAGAGGAGGGCAGAGGGCGGAAAAAGCAUUGCUUUGCCUUCCUGCUGCUGUAUGCUUGAGCGUCUGCUGCUCGAUGGGCUGGGCUUGCGGGGAGGGCGCACAAGCGCGUCUGCGUGUGUGUGUGCGUGGGCUCGGCGCCCUGGCGCUGGGAAGCUGCCUGGGGGUUGGUGCUUUGUGAUUGCUUUUUCUUUUUUCCUUUUUCUUUUUCUUGCUUGCUUGCUUCUUUGCUUGCUUUGCUUGCUUCGUUUUGCUUGUUUGCUUUGCUUUACUUGCUUACUUUCGGCUUUUGGCGCUGGGCUUUGGGCGCGAGGCGAGCAAGCGCGCGAGGCGCUGUGAGCGGUCAAGAUGCUGUGGCUGUGGCUGUGACUGUGGCAGUGGCAGUGUUGGUGUCGGUAUCGGUGUGGUGUUUGGGCUCGCUCUCGCUCUCGCUGGGUCGUUUGUCCGUUUGUUUGUCCGUUUGCUUGUUUGCUUGUUUGUUCGUUUGGCUGUUUGGCUGUUCGUGUGCAUCUGCUGCAUAGUUAGGUACGCAUGUCCGGUCGUGGAUAGAUAGGGAUACCCUGAAUCAGCGAUUUUUGUAUUUCGGCUUGUUCGCGGAGUACUACGGGAUACGUAGAAAUAGAUCUCAGUUCUUUAUUUUUAUUAUUUUUAUCAUCUUUUACCGUUUUACUUUUUUCGGAGAUCGUCUUAUUUUCCUGCUUGCAAGU